AUGGAACCAGAACAACUCUUGGCUUCAAGCCGCAUGAGCGAGCAUAAGCACUUAAAAAUAAUUGACGCUCUUGGUUCUGGCCACAAACCAGUCACUGCCAAUAUUACCAUCGAUUUCCAAAGCACGACAACGAAAGUGUCAACUUACUUUUUAGAAAACGAACUUCACGCAAGUCGUAUCAACUUGAGCCAACAUCCUGACAAAUUUCGCGACGAAAUCACGAAUAUCAAGGAAAACGACAACUUGCCCUUGCGUAUGGGUGGAAUUUCCUCCUAUGCCUACGGUCUCAUGAUGAUAUUCUAUCUCCAACAGAAAGGCUACCUGCCCUGCCUCCAGACAGCCUAUGUUGACGAUACAAAACCGAUCAUUCGCGAACACAAAGACUGCAACGCUUGGUUUCAGACUGACAGGGAUGUUGUCGUGAGUCAUCAUUCCUUCUAA
Molecule: messenger RNA, 441 nt
Organism: Rodentolepis nana
Lineage: Eukaryota; Metazoa; Platyhelminthes; Cestoda; Cyclophyllidea; Hymenolepididae
Source: the annotation of a GenBank genome assembly